Molecule: messenger RNA, 2535 nt
Organism: Xenia sp. Carnegie-2017
Lineage: Eukaryota; Metazoa; Cnidaria; Anthozoa; Malacalcyonacea; Xeniidae
Product: ELKS/Rab6-interacting/CAST family member 1-like
Exons: 7
Coding region: 197-2347 (716 amino acids)
Source: RefSeq, a predicted model, not a curated record
CGUAAAUUUUGAACUACACUGUGAUGUUUACUUAGAACCGUCUUGUUUUUUAUUUAUUUUUACCUGUUUUAAACAUUUCGUGAUCUUCAUUUAAGAAAUUAUUUAUGAGGAAAACUUCAUUGAUCUCGUGAGCUCUUAUGUCAUGAAAUGAAUACUGUCGAUGUGUUGAAACUUGAAGAAUAUAUUUGGUUUAUAUAUGAAUGACAUCAAAGAAGAAAUUACUAAUGAUUUUGUUGGAUCUCUGAAGGUUGUAACCCCAGGCAAAUAUACCGGAAGUGAUUUGUCAACCAUUCAUAACCAUUGCGUGCAUCUUGAAGCGAUUUUAGCAAUGAAAUUCUCAUCCUUCGAAAAGGAGAACUACAAACCGGUAUCACCUGAUACCUUACAAAGACUGUUAGAAGAACAAAUUGAAUCACACAAAGCUAUCGAAGCCUUGCAGCAACAAAUCCAAGCAAAUACGCCCAUAUCUUUAGCGUCUGACGCUAGUAAGGAAUUUGAGCAAAGUGUUCUAAAACAAAGAGACAUUUUAAAUGAAAUAAUUGGUAUCUCUCUAUCUUCAUCACCACUAAACCUGUCACACAGUGAAGAGAUUAUGUCAGAUACGUUUUUACCUUUGGCCAAAACACUUUUCCCGGAAAGCACGGUCGAACACAGUCCCCUACACAAUGAUACACAAUGGACAAACAAAUUGGGUGCGAAAAAAGAUGGCAGUGUUGAUUCCGCGACGGAAUUUCGGUUGAAAAAUAAACCAACGAAGCCUGAAAGCGUUGUGCCUUUUACUUCUUGCGGUUUACAGUUCAAGAAUGAUCAGAAUCCGAUUUCCCAUUUUUUUUCUGAGCGAGAAGAGAAUGAUGAUGAGCUUUUAUUGUUUUUAGAUAUCAUAGAGCAAAAAGCUCUGUCUAUUAAAAGUUUGAUUGAACGUGAAAAGUUGGAUACUGUUGUGAAACUUCGUCAUCAGAUCGAGGCAGAAUUUAACGGACUGAGGCUGGAGGAGAUUCCCUUUACUUUUCACGAGAAAAUUGACAGCGCAAUACAAAAAUACUUGGAACUGGAACUGAAUAAAAUUGGUGAGAGGUACGGGGAAAAGUGUGUCGGUAACAACUCAAGAAAUGGCAUCGAGGAAAAUGAUCUAUACUGUCUACCUGAUGUCGAAAUGCUGGAGGAAUUAAAACGUGAGAACUGUGAUCUUCGUGAUAAAGUUGAGAGUCUUGAAACCAGUGUUAGACGUGUAGACAUGUUGUAUUCGAUGCAGAAAAAAGAGAACGAAUAUUUAACAGAGAAGGUGGUUACGUUAGAACGGCAAUUGACAAAUGAUCAAUUAAGGCACGAGAACGAGUUAAUUAGUACGUGUAAUGACUGUGUGAACAAAAAGGAAAACAAUGUAAAAAUAUGUGAUAGGACAGAUAUAUCUGAGACGGUGAACACUCUUUUUCAUAAACUGGGACAAACUGAAAGAAAGAAUGAUGCUUUAAAGAUGGCUGGGGAAGCAGAUCAGACAACCAUACGAUGUUUAGAAGGAAAAAUCACUGAACUUGAGGACAAUUUGAAAUAUUCCCGACAAGAAGUUGACGAAUUACUUCAAGAAAUACGAGAAUUACAAAACCAAGCUAAGAAACUAGACGAUAAUAUUCUUGAACGUGACGUAAAGAUCCGACUACUGAACGAAGAACGUCGACGAUUGCGUGAAACUGUUAUCAUGUCUGAACAUGAGAUAUCGAUGUUGGAAAAUAAACUUGGAAAUAAUGACAAGGAUGCUUCGAAAGAAAGUAAGAAAGAAAUUCUUGAACAGCUAAAAAAACUGGAAGAACACAUUAAAGUGGUACACAAAGAGAAAAGAAAAUUGGAAAAUAAAUAUUUGGCAUUCAAAAUAGAACAUGAACAUCUGCAGGAGUCGUUUGGUUCCUUCAGCAAGGCGAAAGAAAUACUAACACCAUUUAACAGUUGUAAUAUUAGCCAGGAUCAGAGCUUGCUUUCGUCACACUCCAGUUCGCUAUCGUCCUCGCUUGCAGGCUCAGAUAACGAGGAUGAUGAGAAGCUUAGUUCUGAACAUCGUCAUGUAAGUAAAGUCAAUGGAAACAAGUGGAGAGGAGAACAGAUAAUCAAAGAUAAAAACGAGCUGAAAUUUAUGAAGAGUCUCGCAAGAAAACUCAGCAUUUCUCAGGAAAAUUUGUCAAAGAACGAGAGUUGUGUUUUUUCUAGUUUUCAAAAUUCUUCUGGAGAAAAGUUUUCUAAUGAAGCUGAUGAAUUGGUACGAAAAGUUGACUGUUUGGAAGCGGAAAAAAAGGCUAUAAAAAAGGAACUGGAAAUCAUUAGAUCAAACCAGGCAAAUAAAGGUGUAGAAUGUUGAAUAUGUGGUGUUCACAAAAACUUCUUGUGCUUUUCAUAUGUAUAAAGAUCUCAACAUUACGUCGUUGAUGUCUAGGAUUUGAAUAUGAAUAGAAGAUUUUCACCUAUAGGCUAUAUGGUCAUUUCAUUUGUACAUUUCUCUGUAUGUAUGAAGGUCUUAUCAUUGAGAGAUUAUUUGUUACCUUUUCA